AUGAUAUUGCUGCUGUUAAUGAUAAGGCAAAUCUUCGCCACAGACAUCCCCGAGCAAGUCCAUGUCGCCGUCGGCGCAAGUCCUAGCCUUAUUCAAUUUACAUGGAGUACUCGUGAAUCAACACCGACAUCAGCGGUCCGCAUUGGUUUAAACCCUUCCUUUUGGAAGUAUUACUAUGGCUCAUCAAUUAGCUUCACCAAUGGGACGAAUUCUUGGAUAAUCCAUACAGUUAACGCAACAUUGUACCCAGGAACAGUCUAUAGCUAUCAGGUUGGCUGCGUUUUGACCAAUUUUAGUCAAACUUUCACACUUACAGUGCCUCCAAGUUCUGGACCAUCCAGCUACGUCAUGUUCGCAGAUUUAGAUAUUGGGGUAGACGGCGCUGCCUCAUGGCAAGAGAUAGAAAACUGGGUGAUUAAGAUGAAAAUCAACGCUGUUAUCCACAUGGGGGACAUUGCUUAUGACCUCAGCACCGACUAUGCUACUUGGGGAGACAAUUACAUGAACUCGAUCCAAGCAGUUGCUAGCUCAGUGCCUUACAUGGUAGCUGUAGGCAACCAUGAAGGAGACGAUAAUUAUGUCAAUUACCAAGCAAGGUUUAGGAUGCCGAACAAUAAUUUCUACUACACCUGGACCAGCGGUUAUGUAAGAUUUCUAGGAAUCGAUACAGAAGCCAUCAUAGAAAGAACCUCAGAGAUUGGCCCAAUGAUGGGCUAUAUACAAAGCGUCCUGAAUAGAACUCAGGCAGAUAAAGAAGCUUACCCAUGGCUGGUCGUAUAUGCCCACAGACCUUUGUACUGUUCGUCAACUGCAAAGGCAAAAGCAUGUGGAUCUGAAGCCCAAAUAUUACAAGACAACUUAGAAACAUUGUUUUAUGAUUAUAAUGUUGACUUGUAUGUCAAUGGGCAUGUGCACAAUUACGAGAGGACAACCCCUGUUUACAAAGGAAACAAAAUGAAGAGCGGAGGAUCAGGAAACACUUACAUAGAUCCUCUCGCAACAAUUUAUGUCACAACUGGAGGCCCAGGAUCUGAUUCCAGCAAUUCUGAUGUCGCUACUAAGAAUGCUCCGAAUUGGCUGGCCGCUUGGGAUGACAACUUUACAUAUAGCAUUUUUACUGCUUUUAAUGCUACUCACCUGUGCUGGCAACAGUGGGAAACUGGGAAAAGCAAAACAACAGACGAGUUUUGGAUCGUCAAAGGCUCAUCUGCAUUUGCUGAACAUUAA
Molecule: messenger RNA, 1227 nt
Organism: Blepharisma stoltei
Lineage: Eukaryota; Ciliophora; Heterotrichea; Heterotrichida; Blepharismidae
Source: the annotation of a GenBank genome assembly